Coccinella septempunctata (seven-spotted ladybird) is the source of this 1144-nucleotide messenger RNA. Its product is annotated as venom allergen 5-like. The transcript has 3 exons. Lineage: Eukaryota; Metazoa; Arthropoda; Insecta; Coleoptera; Coccinellidae. The coding region runs from base 193 to 1101 and encodes 302 amino acids. Gene Ontology annotation, cellular component: extracellular region. The record is from RefSeq and is a predicted model, not a curated record.
AUUCUUUUAUGCAUUCCUGUGUAGAUAAGAUAGUCAUACCUUGGCUUCUCUAUCACGCACAUAAUUUUCGCACUUCUCAAGUGAAAAACGAUUUAUUUUAUCGAUUAUUUAGUGACAUAAGUAUUCUAGGAACCUAGAUAAGAUUCCCUCUUCUAUUAAAAAAAUUGAAAUCUAUAAGUCAUUAGACAAGUCAUGUCACUUACAUCCCAGAGAUGGAAAGGUCAAAAACUUAAAAGCGUACCAAUAGUCCUCCUGGUCCUCUUAAGCCUUUCGGCUCUGGUCUCUAGUGGACCUUCCUUCAACUACUGUUCAUUGAAGUGCCGCGGUGAUAUCCACACAGUGUGUGCCAGAAGACACAGAUGCGGACCUGUCAGCGGAUGCAAUCCCAUCGAACCUACAGUAGAAUUCAGGGAAUUCAUGGUGAAGGAGCACAACGAGCUGAGGAACAAGAUAGCCAGUGGCAGUGAUGGCAGUCAAUACAGUAACAAGGGUGCUAAGAACAUGAACGCAGUUUCUUAUGACCUGGAGUUGGAAUAUAUAGCUCAAUGUUGGGCCAACGUUUGCCAUACUCUGGAGCACGAUAAGUGCAGAAAUAGCAAGAGAUUUCCCUGUGGCCAAAACAUCUACUGGGGCUCCAACAGCAACGAAACCAAGGAUGCAGUCAGAGCAUGGUACGGAGAGAUCCAGUACAUGACGAACCCAGCCUGGAUCGACAAACUGGCAAGACCAGGAGAACCCAACGCCUACCCCAACGAUAAGAAAAUGCGUGGCCAUUUCACCCAGGUGGUUUGGGCCAAAACCAAAUACAUAGGCUGUGCCAGGGUUCGAUACGGUAAAAACAACAUAGAGAGUCAGCUGAUCUGCAAUUAUGGACCUGCUGGUAACUUUGUUGGAGAAAGUAUCUAUAAAAUGGCUGGGGAUCAUUCCCAGAUUGCGUCGGAGUGCAAAGAUGGUAAGAACUCUGAGUAUGGUUCUCUUUGUGGUCGUAUAGAACCAGUACCAACGGAGAAAGGGUGGGCUAGAGCUGAGAAAUCAGCCAGUAAUUCGCUCAUAGUGAAUUGUUUUGUGCUUGGUGUUUGGUUGUUGUUCACUAGAAUGUGAUCUGUUGUAUCUAUAAGAAUAAAGACAUAAUUUGCGUGAGUCA